GACCUGCUCUCAUUGGACAACAUCACGCUGAGAGCUCCGACUGGCUGAGCCGACUCUAGGCCCGGCCAAUCCGCUAGGUAGAAGGAGCUCGGCUGAUUCUCAGCUCACACAGGCGGGGAAAAAAGGGUGGCCUUCCUAGGCUGGAGCUCGGUCCUUGUCGGCGGCGGGCUAGCUGAGAUCAACCGGGGGACAUUUACGGACCGAAGGACUCUCAAGGCAGUCAGGGAGGAGAACUCCAGGCCGAGACACCCUUGUGAGCAAAGUCACGGGAAUUGUGGAAGAAGAUCUCCAGGGGAGCAUGAGUAAUGAGAAAAAUUAGUUGCCAGCACAACGAUAUUUUAUGCUAAAAUGGAUCAAGAAGUUGGUGAGCCCCUGAAAGACCUGGACACCCAGACACACUUGACAAAGGACGUUCUUGAAGCCAAGAAAUGCACAGUGAUCGGAGGCUCUGGAUUCCUUGGACAGCACAUGGUGGAGCAGCUGCUGGCAAGGGGCUACACUGUCAAUGUAUUCGAUAUCCGCCAAGGGUUUGAUAAUCCCCAGGUGCAGUUCUUUCUGGGCGACCUCUGCAACCAACAAGACCUGUACCCAGCUCUGAAAGGCGUAAACACAGUUUUCCACUGCGCUUCACCCCCACCAUCCAGUAACAACAAGGAACUCUUUUAUAGGGUGAAUUACCUUGGCACCAAGAAUGUCAUUGAAACUUGCAAAGAAGCUGGGGUUCAGAAACUCAUUUUAACCAGCAGUGCCAGUGUCGUCUUUGAGGGCAGUGACAUCAAGAAUGGAACGGAAGACCUCCCUUAUGCCAUGAAACCCAUUGACUACUACACAGAGACUAAGAUCUUACAAGAGAGAGCAGUCCUGAGUGCCAAUGAUCCUGAGAAGAAUUUCUUAACCACAGCCAUCCGCCCUCAUGGCAUUUUUGGACCCAGGGACCCACAGUUGGUCCCCAUCCUCAUUGAGGCAGCCAGGAAUGGCAAGAUGAAAUUUAUGAUUGGGAAUGGGAAGAACUUGGUGGACUUCACCUUCGUUGAGAACGUGGUCCAUGGACACAUCCUGGCUGCAGAACACCUCUCCAAAGAUGAAGCCCUUGGUGGGAAGGCCUUUCACAUUACCAAUGAUGAACCCAUCCCUUUCUGGAUGUUCCUGUCCCGCAUCCUGACAGGCCUCAAUUAUGAGGCCCCCAAGUACCACAUCCCCUACUGGGUGGCCUACUACCUGGCCCUCCUACUGUCCCUGCUGGUGAUGAUCGUCAGUCCUGUCAUCCAGCUGCAGCCCACAUUCACACCAAUGCGGGUCGCACUGGCUGGCACAUUCCACUACUACAGCUGUGAAAAAGCCAAAAAGGCCAUGGGCUAUCGGCCCCUGGUCACCAUGGACGACGCUGUGGAGAAGACUGUGCAGAGCUUCCACCACCUACGGAGAGUCAAGUGAGGGACCUGGGACCAGUAACUGUCUCCCCUGUGGGCCAAUGAACUAACAGCUUUCAAAUUAGCUUUUCUGAGUGUAUGACUCUUCCUGAUGGUUAGAUGAAAGCACACCUGCCCCUUGUAUGACUUUGAGGGUGGCAAAAACAACAGAUAUUCCUUCCUUCAUAGGACUGGACUUACAUUUCUUAAGCAGGCAGCUUCAUAUUCUACUGUUUUGUUCUCGCUCUCUGUUUCUCUCCUGAAUUUCCUAUCACAGAGAACACCUUGGAAGUCACCCAUUUCAUUCCAGUGUCAUUUUACAUAGUCAAGGCAGUUAAAAGGAAUAAAGAACCCAUCUACUGA
Molecule: messenger RNA, 1772 nt
Organism: Oryctolagus cuniculus (rabbit)
Lineage: Eukaryota; Metazoa; Chordata; Mammalia; Lagomorpha; Leporidae
Gene: NSDHL
Product: NAD(P) dependent 3-beta-hydroxysteroid dehydrogenase NSDHL
Biological process (GO): steroid biosynthetic process
Molecular function (GO): oxidoreductase activity, acting on the CH-OH group of donors, NAD or NADP as acceptor
Source: RefSeq, a predicted model, not a curated record